GUUUUGUUUGUGAAGUGAAUUCGAUAAUAAGAUUGAGAUCUUCUUCAUCUUGUGCGGUGGAGUGACAGGAGAAAGGCGAAAGCCAUGGGUCGUAUGCACAGUCGCGGAAAGGGUGUUUCUUCCUCUGCUUUACCAUACAAGAGGACUCCCCCUACCUGGCUCAAGAUCUCUUCCCAAGACGUGGAAGAGAAUAUCUGCAAGUUCGCGAAGAAGGGUUUGACGCCGUCUCAGAUUGGUGUGAUUCUCCGAGACUCUCACGGCAUUGCUCAGGUGAAGAGCGUCACUGGCAACAAAAUUCUCCGCAUUCUCAAAGCUCACGGACUGGCCCCUGAGAUUCCAGAGGAUCUUUACCAUAUGAUAAAGAAAGCGGUUUCAAUACGGAAGCAUCUGGAGAGGAACAGAAAGGAUAAGGAUUCAAAGUUCAGGCUCAUCCUCGUCGAGAGCAGAAUCCACCGUCUUGCUCGUUAUUACAAGAAAACUAAGAAGCUCCCCCCUGUGUGGAAAUAUGAAUCAACAACUGCCAGCACCUUGGUUGCUUAGGGAAUGUUUCAGCCCCUGCUGCGUUGCCGUGGCUAGGUUGCUAGACUAGCAAUCUGUGGUGCCAUUUCUAGAUUAAUCUGGAAGCUAGGUGGGCUACUCGGUGUCUUAUUUUUUGUUGAGAAUCUCUGAUUAGACAGAACAUUAGUUUACGCUAUUUUGACUGCAGUUUAUGGUUUUUAUUCUAAAAUUUAUUAAACUUGAAAAGUUA
Molecule: messenger RNA, 748 nt
Organism: Abrus precatorius (Indian licorice)
Lineage: Eukaryota; Viridiplantae; Streptophyta; Magnoliopsida; Fabales; Fabaceae
Product: 40S ribosomal protein S13-like
Exons: 5
Coding region: 85-540 (151 amino acids)
Biological process (GO): translation
Cellular component (GO): nucleolus; cytosolic small ribosomal subunit; ribosome
Molecular function (GO): structural constituent of ribosome; small ribosomal subunit rRNA binding
Source: RefSeq, a predicted model, not a curated record